Messenger RNA from Tribolium madens (black flour beetle), 1956 nucleotides. It is a transcript of the gene Tdc1, whose product is annotated as tyrosine decarboxylase-like. Gene Ontology annotation, molecular function: carboxy-lyase activity; pyridoxal phosphate binding. Gene Ontology annotation, biological process: amino acid metabolic process. NCBI's taxonomy places the organism in Eukaryota, Metazoa, Arthropoda, Insecta, Coleoptera, Tenebrionidae. The transcript is spliced from 2 exons. The record is from RefSeq and is a predicted model, not a curated record. The coding region runs from base 35 to 1738 and encodes 567 amino acids.
UGUGAUACGCUCGUAGUGCUAAGUUAGUGUGACAAUGAAUGUCGAAGAGUUUCGAACACGAGGCAAAGAAAUGGUCGAUUAUAUUUGCCAAUAUUUGGAAAAUAUCGAGUCGCAGAGGGUCCAUCCGGACGUCGAAACGGGAUACUUGAGGAAACUUUUGCCCAGCGAAGCGCCAGAACAGCCUGAAGAAUGGGACAAUAUUAUGUACGACGUCGAUAAGAAAAUUAUGCCUGGGAUAACCCACUGGCAGCACCCCCGAUUCCAUGCGUAUUUUCCCUCGGGAAACUCCUUCCCGUCUAUCCUGGGGGACAUGCUGUCGGACGCCAUAGGCUGCAUCGGCUUUUCAUGGGCCGCUAGUCCUGCUUGCACAGAACUCGAAACCAUCGUCAUGGACUGGUUUGGCAAAGCUAUCGGCCUACCCUCCGACUUCAUUACCUCUUCGGAGGGCAGCACCGGCGGCGGCGUCAUCCAGACCUCCGCCAGCGAGUGCGUCCUCGUCUCGAUGCUCGCAGCCCGCAACCAAGCCAUCAAAUACCUCAAAACGGAAAACCCCCAAAUGGAAGACAGCGCUUUCCUCCCGAAACUAGUGGGCUACUGCUCCAAAGAGGCGCAUUCCUGCGUGGAAAAAGCAGCAAAAAUACUCCUAGUCAAGUUGCGAAUCCUGGACCCCGACGAGAACGGAAGCCUCCGUGGAGACAAACUCCGGGAAGAAAUGGAGAAAGACAAGGAAAAAGGACUCUUCCCCUUUUUUGUUUCGGCCAUUUUGGGCUCAACUGCGUCCUGUUCUUUUGACAAUUUGGAGGAAAUCGGGCCGGUGUGUAAGGCCCAAAAGAGGUGUUGGUUGCACGUGGACGCCGCCUACGCCGGAAAUGGGUUCAUUUGCCCGGAAUUAAAAUAUCUACUUAAGGGGAUUGACUAUGCUGAUAGUUUUAAUACGAAUCCAAAUAAGUGGCUUUUGGUUAAUUUUGACUGUUCUUGUUUGUGGGUUAGGGAUCGAAUAAGACUCACGCAUGCCCUUGUGGUGGACCCCUUGUACCUCCAACACGCCAACGCUGAUGAGUCCAUCGACUACAGACACUGGGGGAUCCCCCUAAGUCGCCGUUUCCGCUCGCUGAAGCUAUGGUUUGUUAUCCGAAAAUACGGUUUAAACGGCCUCCGGGCAUACAUCCGGAAUCACAUCAAACUCGCCAAAUAUUUCGAACAGUUGGUCCUUCAAGACACUCGAUUUGAGGUCGUGAAUGAUGUCAGGUUAGGCCUUGUGUGUUUCCGGUUAAUGGCGUGCGACGCCGCCAACCAGAAGUUACUAGCAGUGAUAAAUGCGUCUGGAAAAAUUCACAUGACACCCUCUGUGGUCAAAAACAAGUAUAUUAUCCGGUUUUGUGUGGAUGCUGAACAUGCCAAAGAGCAAGACAUUGACUAUGCAUGGGAGCUGAUUAAAGAAUUUGCUGCUGAAACUCUGGCGACUGGGGCAAAAGAAAGGCCGCCUCUCACGAGACAAAAAUCAAAACGGUUUUCUUUCACCAGGAGUAUUUCAAAGGAAAUGUACCAGAGGACUUUGAGCCGGUCGAAUUUGUGCGACGGGGCCACUCCGAUUCUUGUGGCCGAUUCAGAUGAGGAGGACACGUUGGUUGAGGAUACGACGAUGUUGCCAGAUGAAGAAGAUGACGUGUUUACGAAGGAGUUUGUCGAUGCCUUUAGGAUAAAUGAUAAAGAGAUUAAGUACAAUGGAGUUAGUUAGAGUGAGAUAAUUGGAUUUGUAGACACAGCAGUAUUAUUUUUAGUAAUAUUCUUAAGUUAUUUUGUUCAUUCACAUAUCAUUAGAAAUAAGAACGUUUAUAUGUGUAUAAUACUCGCUCAGAAUACUCAUGCUAUGCUCAUUAAGCAGCAUCAUUGUUGUUAAAGAAUUUUUUCUAUUCAUUUAUAAUUCAGAUACGUAAUAAAUAAUUAAGACACUAA